Molecule: messenger RNA, 1899 nt
Organism: Penicillium griseofulvum
Lineage: Eukaryota; Fungi; Ascomycota; Eurotiomycetes; Eurotiales; Aspergillaceae
Gene: fbx15
Product: F-box domain protein
Exons: 2
Coding region: 1-1899 (632 amino acids)
Molecular function (GO): protein binding
Source: RefSeq, a predicted model, not a curated record
AUGACCGCUCAACAGGGUCUGGAUACUCUUCCAUUUGAUGUGUUUUACCAGAUCGCGACCUCGCUGGACGAUCGUGAUUUUGUGAACCUCAGCCGCACCAAUCGUGCUCUCUAUUCUCUGUCGCAAAGCGAACAGAUUGCUCGCAAAACCGUCGAGAAUGUUUUACUUCAUAGCAAAGAAGGUCAGGCUGCCGUGGCGGCCCAGUCUGGGUUUCGUAAAGCUGUCGGGCAUCGGUUUGCUAUUCACGAGGCUGUCGCCACGGCAGAUCCAUAUUCAGUGGUCUGCUUAGGAUACGGAGCCGAAUUUCUUUAUAACCAAGGCUAUUUGUGUUAUCGCUCUGACCAUUGGAUUCGGUUGCUGUAUGUGCAUGGUACUGCGUUCAGGGAGCGUGUCAUGGACCUCCGCGAUGUCAUCCCUCGACUGCUGGAAACCGAUCCAGUAGGGCCAGAUGCAGCAGAUCGGGUUACCCUCUUGAGCUACAGCGAUGAUAUUCUCGUGUUCCGAGUGGCUGAGAUGAAUGCGACCGAGGACGCGUUGCUCGUAGUCAACAUGGCGUGGCGAGAAACCCACCAGAAACGGAGACGUUUGCUGCUCCAUGAAGCAAUCCCAGCAUCCGCACCAAUAUUUGUGCGACACAGUGGAUCCUAUAUUUGGUAUGGUACAUUUACCGCCGCCGAUGGUUCGGAUGGUGUGUGGUCUAUCACUGGUGUGGAUCUUGAAACGCAUGCCUGUAUUAACUUCCCUCUCGACCGAGUGGUCGAUGGCGAUCUUGGCCAAACGCUGUGUUUUGAGAUGCAUGAUGAACAUCUCUAUGCAGUUUCGACGCAGGUCGCCUCAGAUGACGAUGAAGUCCACUCAUCUUUCUACCAUUGGCUCUGUCAGGCCCCUCGCGAAGAAGGCCGCAAAUGGAACGGUCGCUUCUGGCGCCGAGAACACCAGGAAGGUCCCAUCAAUGAAAUGUGGACUGAUCUUUCAAUCCGUAAGGAUGAGACGACUGGCCGGCCAGUCAUACUUGAAUGUCGCCGCGAAUGGCGGGAUGGCAAGAGCGAAAACCACCGAACAUAUUACACACAGCGACUUCCCACACCAGAAGAAGCCCUAGCGCCUCUUUCAGGGGGCACCAUCGAAACUCCUUCCUGGGUUUCCAUGGAUUAUGAUCCUGAUAACGAAUACCCCUACGAUGAGCGACCUGCAAAGAGGUUGCGGCGGCAUUACCAUGCCGAGUACGAGUCUGGCGCUACAAAGCGGCAGGAGUUCAUCCCAGCUCGCACUAAACACAGAAGUUACCAUCUCGGUGCAUCUACCUUUGUCGACCUUGUCAACGACCCUGCCGGUGAUAAUUUGCGGUCUCGAGACCGAAUUCGGCUUCGUACGGUGUCACGCAAGCGCAAAUGUCCCAUUGACGAGGAGGGAAUUGAGGGACCUCGCAACCGCCUGUUUCAACCCACCCAGGUGGACCAAUAUGGCCGGCCCAUUGAAGGUUCUGAGGAACGCUUCGAGUGUCGUGGCGUGCAUAUGUGGCCUCCAGAUGACGCUCCGCCUGCAUUACAACAAUUACUCUGCCCAGGCCCACGCACUGGAUCUGUGAAAAGUAUCGCAGAUGAACGCUCAAUCAUCUAUUCCAUUGACGCUCCCGGACUUCCCCCAAAUCAACAAGCUCUUAUCCUCAUUAGCUUUGAUCCUCAUUUUCAAAUUCCUAUUACGACUCCUCUUCCUACUGCUACAUCUCGUGCAGAUCACCAGGAUCCCGGGGAUCUGUUCCCACCGACUCUAAAGCCACCACCCCCAUAUUACCCUUCACGCAACUUGGUGGAAGAAGCACCGCCCUUUUACAUGGGUAUCAAACGUGGGUACUAUCUACGUGGCAUAAGGGAUCGAUUUUGGAAGGCGAGCGCAUAA